Stereum hirsutum FP-91666 SS1 is the source of this 1621-nucleotide messenger RNA. Its product is annotated as MFS general substrate transporter. Lineage: Eukaryota; Fungi; Basidiomycota; Agaricomycetes; Russulales; Stereaceae. Gene Ontology annotation, biological process: transmembrane transport. The transcript is spliced from 10 exons. The record is from RefSeq and is a predicted model, not a curated record. The annotation marks the transcript as partial. Gene Ontology annotation, molecular function: transmembrane transporter activity. Gene Ontology annotation, cellular component: fungal-type vacuole membrane.
CAAUGUCUACAAGCACCAGUGACUCUUGCGGCCAAUGGUCGACCGCACUCAACGACGGCAAUGACACCAUCGAGCUCGCGACACAAAUUCCUCUACCUCCCUCGUCUUCUACUCUUGGAGGAGCUUCCUCUCUUUCUACGUUUGCGAGCGUAGAAACCGAGUCGCAGCCCGGCACAGAUCUGGAUGCCAGAAGUAUGAGAAACGAAGUCAAUCUUGCUCCUGUCGAUGGAGGCCUUGGAGCAUGGUCUUUCUUAGUGGGUGCUUUCGUCAUCGAGCUCAUCAUCUGGAGCUUUCCGUUUGCUUUUGGUUUCUUCUUGUCGGCCUAUCUUGAAGACUCCCACUGGAAAUCUCAGAAGUAUGCGGAGACUCUGCUUCCUCUCGUCGGGACACUGUCCACAGGCUUGAUCUAUUGCUCAGGUGCAUUUUUGAAUCCGUUAUUGAGCCGUUAUCCCCACUACCGCAGGAUUACGAUGUGGCUUGGAGGCGCUUUAUGUGGUCUGAGUUUACUUGCUGCCAGCUAUGCAACGAAGAUUUUUCAGCUUGUUAUAACACAAGGAUGCUUAUUUGGCCUAGGCGGAGCGCUCGCAUAUUACCCUGCUCUCUCGUACCUCCAGGAAUGGUUCGUCCGACGCCGCGGUCUCGCUAUUGGAAUUAUCUUUGCUGCUACUUCCGCAGGAGGUCUGGUCCUACCUCUAGUGCUCCCUUACGCCAUUCGCACCCAUGGAACAUCUACAACUCUUCGAUAUAUCUCCAUUAUCACACUCGUUUCACUAGCUCUUGCCCUUCCCCUCAUUCGACCGAGGCUUCCUGAGAAUAGGGUACACGGCCCUGGCAGGAGAUCCAAUGGUAACAGACCUUGGCUUAGGGACUGGAGUUGGUGGAUUCUCCUGUUGGCAAAUACAUUGCAAGGCUUUGCGCACUUCCUUCCGAUUAUAUGGUUGCCUACAUUUGCAUCGGCUCUGAACGCUUCAUCGUCAACGUCGUCGAUAUCCCUUGCUCUACUCAAUGGUGCAACUGUCUUCAGUCAACUGGGUCUUGGUCUCCUGUCCGACUACGUCUCCCCAUGGCUGCUCGCAUCUCUCACACUGUCCGCCGCCUCUCUCGCCACAUUCAUGUUCUGGGGUGUGGCGGGACAUGCAGUUGCCGGCCUGUUCGUUUUUGGUGCGACCUACGGCCUAUUAGCAGGUGGGUUCAGCUCGCUGUACACUGCGUUCGUGAGACCUAUUGCAAAGGACGACGUGUCACUUUCGGUCAAUCUCUUUGGCAUCCUGCUCUUCAGCAGAGGCCUCGGAAACGUGCUUUCCUCCCCUAUCUCUACGGCUUUGUCGGCUUCGACACAUUUUGUCGCUCACGAGAAGACGGGGUUCGACGUAGAUAAUGGGAGGUACGGCAGGUUGAUCAUAUAUGUAGGAACUUGUCUUGCAGGGGCAGCGAUGGUGAUGUUGGCAGGAUGGAUGAAGGAAGUCACCCUGACGAAUACGAGAAGCAGACAGGUCUAGUCUCAGCUCUUGCCAGCUACCAUGCUAGGAGAUAAAGGGAGGCGUGAAUCCACGGUUCAGCCGUUGGUCAUAUUGUCCGGCGUAGCACGUUUCGAAAAUCUGUGUAUGAUGCGGUAAUUGAC